UUCAACCAAAAUAAACAGGGGAUGGCGGCGUAUUACAUUACACUGCUGGCUUAGUAAUUUCUUGUUUUGGCCAUCUUUAUGUUGUUGGGAUUGCGUGACAAAAUGUCGUUCUCACUAAUUCAUUUGAAAUGAAACUAUCGGUAGAUUACAAUAUUAUAAGGUGGAUAUCUUUGUCGAGAAUUUAAUCACAGUCUGGCUGUUUGCGCAAAAAAUAGUACUUUUGUGGAAGAAAAUAAGAGCCAAGGCAUCACUGCGCUAGGAUCCAGAAAAAAAAAUGUGUGCACCUGGGUGAAAUUAAAUUCAGAUUCAAAUACUUCACCAGAUGAAAGUCGGGAUCAUUUUAACGACUGGAAUUUGCCUCAUUUCGUCGUUUUUGAAAUUUCAAUGCACAAAUACCGUGUAUACUUUUAAAACAAAGCAUAUAAGAGCAACUGUGUCUUUAAGGCUAGUUGUGGAAGAUGUCACGUGACCCUUCCUCGAGUUGCAGAGAGUAUCGGAGUGAACGUACAUCGGCUGGCCGAGUUCCCUCCGUCACAUACGAAUGGAAGGAGGGUAUGGCAUCGCUGUCUUACCCACCUAUGCCCCCUAUUUUGAGCUUGGUGGUUAUUUUCUUAUUGGUAUACUUAAUCGAUACAAGUAAUGGAUGUGGAAUGCAAUUGUGUCAUGAACGUUGGCGGACUGCUCAGAGAGCAGCACAUGGAGGUUUGAUAAAACCACAUAAUGGAGAAGAACCUCUUUGUGUAGCACAUAGGACUUAUUUGGUGUGCCUGAUUGCAGAAGAGGUGAACUGCAAAACCAAUUUGCAAUUUCAACUGACCAAGCGAGGUGUCAUACUCAACAUGAAAAGUUCAAAGUGUAAUGAUUAUGGUGAUACUUUUAAUGUAACCACUGUUGUUAAUGACCCUCUCAUGGAUCCAUGUUUUCCAAAUUCAAUUUGCACAUGUACUUUUCGAAGCAAAAAUCCUAACACUCCAAUAAAAUAUGAACACUGUGGAUUAUUUGGUGAUCCCCAUUUGAGGACGUUCAGGGAUGAUUUUCAGACUUGUAAAGUGGAAGGUGCAUGGUCACUGGUUCAGAACAGAUAUAUAGUGAUUAUGGUCACAAACAACCCAGUAAAAGACCAUGCAGCAGCAACUGCCACAAGCAAGUUGACUGUUGUGAUAAAGAAGAAUGAAGACUGUGCUUCACGUGAUUUUGUAACAUACAAAGCUCACACAAAUAACCUGCCAGGAACAUUUGAAAAUGGCCUAUCUGCUGUAGGCCCUGAUGAAAGUGUUGCCAUCCGAGUGAUGGAUCCUGGGAAACAUGUACAAAUUUAUUUAAGGUUCAUUGAUACAACCAUACGGGUGCGACAAAUUGGUCGCUAUUUCACUUUUGCCAUAAAAAUGCCACAGGAAAUUGUGGAACAGUCACUAGACAAUGAUACUCAGCAAUUAUGUGUGCAAGGAUGCCCUGAACAAGAGCAAAUUAAUUAUAAAAAAUAUCUGGCAGAAAAAAGGAGAAUUAUAGACGGGCAUCAAGGGGACAUCGCAAUGACCAGUGAUAAAGCAAGUGAAUUGUGUCGGAAGUCACAUGUUGUGGAUUUUUACUUUGAUUCAUGUGUAUUUGAUCUCAUGACCACUGGAGACGAAAGUUUUACUGUAGCAGCACAACAGUUGUCAAAAGAUUUAACAGAUCUUUCACCAGAAAUUGUGAAAACUCAGGGAAACCGAACACGUUUGAUAGAAAUCCUUCCCUCAAGUGGCUGUAGAGUAAAUAGUGACUUUAUUCUGUGGACUUGUGCUUUAGCUGUUCUUUUAUGUUUAUUAUUUCAACAAAGGACUUCAUAACAAAGGUAACAUAUUCAGACAAUGGCAAGACAUUCAUGUCACUUUCAGUAUAUCUAGAUACUUUUUUCUGGAAGUAUUUGCCCAGUGCUGAAACAAUAAUGAAAUUUUAUGUAUGGAAAUUGUAGCAAAGCUAAAUGCAAGGGACGAAUGUUAUUGGAGGGGGUGGUGGUGGUUGGUUUGGGGAGGGGUGCAGUAAGAGAUCUGAAGAUAAGACAAUUAAGGCCAUUCAAGUUUUUUCUCUGUUUCAUGUUCACCUAUUAUUCAUGAACCUACCUAUCAAUUCACAAAAAAAAAAACCCACACAAGCCAAAAUGUAAAACACAGAUUUCAUAGUUAUAAAAAUGACAUCAUUUGAAGGAUUUUUGAUUUCAUUAUUCUAUUUUUCUGGUAGAAAAUCUAUUCCUUUGCAAUUGAAGGUAGUAAAUGCUAAGUAUUUACUAAUUUGACAGAUUUUAUUUCUAAAGAAAUUGACAGAAUUCAGAGGUCUCAAUAAAAAAAAAAUCAAUUCAGGACUUUUUGCUUUUUCUCAUCUGAGCUGUGUAAAACCAAAACUCAUGCAGAUGCUUAACACAGAAAAAAACUUAGUAUGGCCCAAUUGCAUCAUAGAAAAAAAACAAACAACCAGAAUAAUCACGUGAAUUAAUUUUUUUCUUAUGUAUCUGCCAUUGCAUAGUGCUUUGCAAUCAAUUUCUCUUAGAUUGUUGACCUGGAGCAGCUGGGACUGCCCACCAUUUGAUUAUACAACAAAUAAAGAUGAUACUUCUGUAAUGUAAUAUUACAGAUGAUAAUUUUCCUGGCACUUAUGAGAAAAUUGUUCUUUUGCUUGGAAUGAUCCAAUCAAUUUCUUUUUAUAUCUCAUGAAGUUGGCUCUGUAACAUUUCUACUUCUCUAUGCUGGUGUCAGAAUGGAGAUGCAAACACAUGUAAUUCAGCAACAAAGCAAUUGAUUUUUCUUUUUUCCCUUAGUUUUUAAUGAAGACUAUAUAUAUUGGAAGUGACAUGAAUUUUUUGAAGCAGAGUCUGAAUAUGAUUGUGUAAUUUUUUUUGUUAUGUGAGAAAACCACCCUUUUUCAUGAGAAUUAGAGACUUUGUUUGGAUUAAUGGAUUACAUAUUAUAUGUCUAUGAUACCCAUUUAUGAUUGAUGCCAAAAAUACAGUAUUUUGUUAUAUGCUGAAUUAAAACAAAACCCACUUUAAUUAAAAUGUAGUGUCAGGGAAUAUAUGUAAUUGAUAAGCUAUGAUUAUAAAGGAAGUGGGUAUGAAUUUCGUGCAUGUUUCUUUCUGUACACGGGUGAAUGAUGGAUGUAGGGUGUACGAGAUACACAUUGUGUGAAUUAUGCAUGUAUAUAUGUGGAAACAGUGUGUGAAAAGUCUGGCAUCAAUGUUUUUGAGUCUGUGUAUGUUAUAAAUGUAUAUAAAAAUGCCAACUGCUGACUGCACUGAACAAUUGAUUAUUUGUUAUUGAAAUUUUCAGUAGAUUUAAGUAUGUGAAACUUCAUAGCUUGACAAUUCAGAAUAUUGAAUUCCAUACAUACACAUGUACAGUUGUGUUCUGGCCCUCUUGUUCUUUGUGCCAGUCAUGUUUAAAUAAGCCCCCAUAUUGAUUUUCUCGUCUAAAAUAUCUUGGAUUUUUAGAACCCCAGCCACAAAGAUUUAGUGUUAUUAGGUGUAAAUUCUAGAGACCAGAGCUAUCAAAAGAUACCUAAGAAAGCUUUUUAAAACUGUUUGUUGAAAUAAAGAUCGAGCAACUUGUUUGCAACCUUUAGUUUGGUGUUGUCAAACUUAACACAAACAAAGUAUUGCAUAAUUUGGUCACACACUUUCAAGUAGGCAUAAAAUUGUAAUUUCUCAUUAUUAACUUUAUUGUUUUCUCAGUUCUCUCUCUCUCUCUCUAUAUAUAUAUAUCUUUUAUUGGUAAAUUAUGAGAGGGCCUGAAUCAACUGGAAAAUGCAGAGUCAGUUUGUGUAGACUCCCCAACUCUUUCUGAAAAAUGACAAAAAAGCAAUAAAAUUGUUGAGUAUUUAUA
This is a messenger RNA of Saccostrea echinata, 3854 nucleotides long. Its product is annotated as repulsive guidance molecule B-like. Gene Ontology annotation, biological process: BMP signaling pathway. Gene Ontology annotation, cellular component: plasma membrane. The transcript is spliced from 4 exons. NCBI's taxonomy places the organism in Eukaryota, Metazoa, Mollusca, Bivalvia, Ostreida, Ostreidae. The record is from RefSeq and is a predicted model, not a curated record. Gene Ontology annotation, molecular function: coreceptor activity. Bases 459 to 1829 code for a protein of 456 amino acids.